Molecule: messenger RNA, 1816 nt
Organism: Amphibalanus amphitrite
Lineage: Eukaryota; Metazoa; Arthropoda; Thecostraca; Balanomorpha; Balanidae
Exons: 2
Coding region: 293-1447 (384 amino acids)
Source: RefSeq, a predicted model, not a curated record
GCGAGCAGCGUGCACGUGCCGCCGAGACCGACAACGCGACCAGCGCGCCGAGCCAGCCGAUCGCGCAACACCGGUACCGGGCGCGCCCGGUCGGAGCUGGCGACAGACGGGGUCAGCGCGACAUCGUACCCGACGAGCCCACCGUGACUGGACGCGACACGGGCACCUGGCAGACACUCACCCGGGCGGGAGUUGAUUUUACCAAACACUCUACCAAGCCGCCACCUCACGGUCCAUCGCCCGUCGUCCGUUCAGCCGUCGCAUCAGUCACCCCGUCAGUCAAAGAAUAAGCAUGGCGUCAGUGCGAGCGGCUUCCGUACUAUGGGUCGUAUUGUUGGUGUGGACGGCCGCCGUGACCGGCGCGGCGGCGGACGGCGGUCGGCAGGGCGGCUCCUCCCUGAACCGUCUGGGUCGACUGCCGUCGGUAGCGUCCAUCCCGCUGGCGCGCACCAGCGACCAGCUGCCGCUGUUCCCGCCACUGGGCACGCCGCCGCCGGCCGCCUUCACCGAACAGCGCACCGAACUGCGCCCGGUGGCCUCCGACGCCAGGAGUCGGCCUCUGGCCUCGGCCUCCGACGCCAGGAGUCGGCCUCUGGCCUCGGCCUCCGACCCCAGGAGUCGGCCUCUGGCCUCGGCCUCCGACGCCAGGAGUCGGCCUCUGGCCUCGGCCUCCGACCCCAGGAGUCGGCCUCUGCUGCUGACCAACCUCAGCCGCCGGGGUCCGAACUCAGCCACCGAGCUCAGCCGCGAGUCUCAGACCUCAGCCCCCGAUCUCAGCCUUCGGCCUCUGCUUCUGAGCGACCUCAGCCGCCGGCCUCUGACCUCAGGCUCCGACAUCAGCCGCGGGUCUUUGAUCUCAGCCUCCGACCUCAGCCGGCGGCGCGGCCAGCCUGCGGACGGCGACAGCGCCGCCAGAGACCGGCAGCGCAUUAACGAGAUCGAGCACCGGCCUGAGACCGAGCCCGCCAAGCUCGCCGAGCCCGCCCCGCCGGUCACCGGCAGCCCAUUCUUUGACGCCUCGGCGCCAUCGCCGCCAUCGGCCGCGUCGGACGGCGGCCGCCCGUUCAGACCGUCACGGCGCGUGAUCGAGCCCGAGUCGCCGUCGGAGGAGGCGGCGGCGUCCCCGGCGCGCAGCCGCUCGCGCGCCAUAGCCGUCAUCUCGCCGCCGGUCAGCCGCAGGGAGCGGCUGCGCAAGAUCGCCGAGAGACGCGCCCGGGUGCUGGAGCGGCUGGCGGCCGCCAAGUCGUCGCGUUCGUCGGUCUCCGUGCAGCGGACGGCGCCGGCCGCCGGUCCGGAGCCGCGGCGAACGGCGGCGGCCGCCCGGCGCUCCAGCUCCCGGCUGGAGAACUUCCGUCCGUCCCCGCGUAUCGGAGAGGCCACGUUCCGUCCGACGGGCCCGCUCGGCCUGUCGCCGCUGCGCUCCACACCGCUGCACCUCGUCAGCUAGGCGCCGGGAUUUGUCUCGGAGGGCCCGCGCGCGCUGCCCGAACGGUGCUGUCGGUCGUGAUGUGAGCGGCGGCGCGGAGCCGCGGGAUCUGGUGCUGGGGACUCGUGCGCAGCAGAAGGGCGCUGGGCGCUGCGACACCGUAUGUGGUCGGUACUGGUCGGCGUUUGGGCUAAUGACAUGUUAUUUACACGUAUCAGUACUAUAAUUGAGAGGAUUUUUAUUUUUGUAUUUUUACGAAUGACGUCUAGAGGCGCAGUGUCUAUAUGUGAAAUGUGAGCCUAGUAUUGCUUGUUGCAACGAUGAAUGUACAAUGUAGAUUCAUAGAAACGUCGAAUGUUAAAGAAUCUGCAAUACAUACAUUUACAUAAU